Molecule: messenger RNA, 1152 nt
Organism: Exophiala oligosperma
Lineage: Eukaryota; Fungi; Ascomycota; Eurotiomycetes; Chaetothyriales; Herpotrichiellaceae
Exons: 2
Coding region: 1-1152 (383 amino acids)
Molecular function (GO): oxidoreductase activity, acting on the CH-OH group of donors, NAD or NADP as acceptor
Source: RefSeq, a predicted model, not a curated record
AUGUCAUCUCAAAAGUCGUCCUCGCCGAGCUCGUCUUUGAGUCUCGCCACCACCAGCACCAUCAAACAAUCCCUCCUCUCACCAUACAUCACGGGUCCUUUACUCUUGUACGCCACUCUCUACCCGUCCGUCUUGUCCAAGGUCCCAUGGUUCCCGGCGGAAAAGAAACUCCCCUUGCCCUUCCGUAUCCCCUUCACCACCCGCGACAGCGUCACCCUUCGCGCGGACCCCCCUCUCAAAGUCCUCAAGGUUCUGUUCGGUAUCGGCGUGGUCAUCCACCUCAACAGGUUCCUGAACCGCCUGGCGUUGAAUUACUGGCAUGUCAGGAAACAAGGAGUCCCUUGGUCCUUUGACGUCGAGGGUGCCGAAACCAUAGUCGUCACCGGUGGUUGUUCCGGGUUCGGAAAGGAAAUGGUCCAAAUGUUUGCAGACCAAACAAAAGCCAACAUCGUCGUCUUGGACAUUCAAGAAUUACCUGAUGACCUCAAAAUGCUCCCCCGAGUCACAUGUCACAAGAUCGACCUGUCAUCUCCUUCUUCAAUCACAACCACAAUCAGUUCACUCCUCGACGAUCACGACAUGACCCCGCCGACCGUCCUCAUCAACAAUGCCGGCAUAGCUCAAGCACACACGAUCCUCGGGACUUCCGACGCCUACCUGUCGCGCAUCUUCCAGAUCAACGUCUUGUCCCAUUUCACCCUACUCCGACUCCUGUUGCCCGUCAUGCUCCGCCGACGCAAAGGUCACGUCGUCACCUUGGCCAGCGGCGCGAGUUACAUUGGGGUGGCCAAUUUGGCCGACUACUCGGCCACCAAGGCCGCGGUGUUGGGCAUGCACGAGAGUCUGGUUCAAGAACUGGCCCACCACCGUUACGGCCCCGAUGGCCAUUGCAUCCAGGCCUCGAUCGUCCACCCGACCUGGGCCCGGACCCCUCUGAUCGGUUCCUGGGAACCGGAACUCUCGCGGUCCAAACAGUUCGUCUUGACCCCGAGGGACGUCGCCUCGAAAGUGGUGGCCCAGGUCCUGUCGGGAAGGAGUGGGAGCGUCUUCGUCCCCGACAAGGUCUGGCAGGCGACCCUGGUCAGGGCGGUACCGGAUUGGGUGGCCAUGCUUUUCAGAUCGGGACUCGAAUCCGCCACAAACACAAAGUGA